AUGUUCUCAGUAGUUCGACUUCGCUCGCAGCGUUCGGCGUGUCGCAUGAAGAAGACGUACAGCGAACGGCAGCGUAAUCUCGAGAGACACUUCGGUCCGCACUGUCCGACGAAUAACAAAUUUCUCCGAUCCAUCUACUGGGCUCUCCGCGGGUUCCAAUACUGGCUAUGUUUCUAUGAUGACGAAGUUGAAAUCGAGGUGGAAGAUUUGCUGUCCAAUCCAUUCAACACACAGCCGCCCUCGUUAGAGAGUCUACAGCAACGCACUGGCUUCAACAGGACGUGGCUGAUGUUCAUGUACCGAAAUUUCAAACAAAAGUGCUCAAAUGGUCGUAUGACAAAAGCUGAAUGGCGGUCGAUCUUUCGGUCGCUUUUUCCAUAUGCAAUCAAUUAUCAGUUCGCUGAUCGGCUUUACACAGCAAUCACAAGCAUUCGGGGGCAUUUGCACAUCACCUUUGAGGUACUUCGAUAG
Molecule: messenger RNA, 471 nt
Organism: Angiostrongylus costaricensis
Lineage: Eukaryota; Metazoa; Nematoda; Chromadorea; Rhabditida; Metastrongylidae
Source: the annotation of a GenBank genome assembly